AUGACCUUCGUGACGGAUACGGUGCCUUACGCCUACGAAGCGGUCACGAGAACAGCCUACGACGGUUACCGUCAUCAUUUACAUCACCAUCAUCACCAUCAUCAUCACCCUCAUCAUCGGUAUCGACGUGUCUAUACGCCGACCGAAUCCGAGUAUCUACAGGGAUACGUCACCAGAAGGGACACGGACGACCGCGCGAGGAUUAUCGGCGUUAACAACGCUUUGGCGUCGGCCGGCUCGUUGAAUUAUCGCAACGAUCGAGUCAGAUCGCAGUCUCGGUACACUCUUGAUUCGGAUGACGCCUCGUCAGUGAUAUCAGCGGAUGCAUCGGCCGACCUCGAGUCCGGCUCUGCGGACGCUGACGAGACCAACGAGAUCAACGAGACCAACGAGACCAACGAGACGAGUGAGACGAACGAGGGCGAGUCGAUCGAGCAUGUACCUCAUCCUCACGUUUUGGACGCCGGCUCGCCGCAUGGACCGCGCAGGUGUCUUCUGUGGGCCUGCAAGGCCUGCAAGAAGAAGACAGUCACCGUCGAUCGAAGAAAAGCCGCCACCUUGCGCGAGAGACGGCGCUUGAGAAAGGUCAACGAGGCCUUUGAGGUGCUCAAGAGGAGAACGAGCAACAACCCUAACCAACGUUUACCUAAAGUGGAGAUAUUGCGGAACGCUAUCGAGUAUAUCGAGAGUCUCGAGGCGCUGCUGCAAGGAAAUAGACCUUCCGGACAUCAGGAUCACUCUUCCGCUGAGAACAUAAAUGGAGAGUCGCCACAGUACGUGACGGACAGACUUCGGCAAUUCUCGGAUCCUUUGGCAAGGUUUCAACCAAUUAACGGAAAUUCAAUCUUGUCACUUUCGAAGGAAUCAAGCGAUGCAGAAAACCAUAAGUCACUACCGUACAGUGAUAUCGAAGAUAUUACCGGCGGUUAUAGGUCAGAUACAAAAAUAAUAUCUCAUCACAAUUGGUCGCGUGAACUCAUCUAA
Messenger RNA from Cyphomyrmex costatus, 984 nucleotides. RefSeq names its product myogenic-determination protein nautilus (gene nau). The record is from RefSeq and is a predicted model, not a curated record. Lineage: Eukaryota; Metazoa; Arthropoda; Insecta; Hymenoptera; Formicidae. The transcript is spliced from 5 exons. Gene Ontology annotation, molecular function: DNA-binding transcription factor activity, RNA polymerase II-specific; RNA polymerase II cis-regulatory region sequence-specific DNA binding; protein dimerization activity. Gene Ontology annotation, biological process: muscle organ development; regulation of transcription by RNA polymerase II; positive regulation of myoblast differentiation. Bases 1 to 984 code for a protein of 327 amino acids.